AAGUCGAAGAAACGAUUGCAGCUUCUCAUCUUUCACCAGAAGCCUAAAAUGGUAUAAAUCUGAACGAGCAUUGGCCAGAAUCUUGCCACAACGCCCCAAUGCACACCAGCCACAGAUAUUACACGCUUUAAGCUCUCAAAUGGCGAGCCCCACCUGCCGUGAUUUUAGAUUUUUGAUUCCGCUUGCAAGAAUUUUACAGUUUACUCAACGUCUUAAUUCUUUAGUAUCUAGAACAUUGUAGCAUAAUCUUUUCCCUUCUCGAUGAUUUCCUCGCCCAGCGGCAUUGCGCCGUCGCAUAAGACAGAGCUUUAUGCCCUUACUGCUAAUUCGGCUUUUGUUCCUCUGAGGAGAGCAUUUCAACAUAGAAGCAAAUGUGUUAUGAACAGGAGAAGUUUUGCCUUUAGGGGAAUUGUGGCUUCUGGAGUUUCAGUUAUGGGCUCUUCUGUGGUUAUGCAGCCUGCUCAAGGGAUUGAAAGAUUGCCUUUCAAACCAGAAGGUUAUAAUUUCUGGACGUGGCGGGGUCACAAGAUACAUUAUGUUGUACAAGGGGAAGGUCCUCCAAUAGUUCUUAUUCAUGGUUUUGGUGCUUCUGUAUUUCAUUGGAGGUAUAACAUACCAGAGCUGGCUAAAAAGUACAAGGUUUAUGCCUUAGACUUGCUGGGAUUUGGGUGGAGUGAUAAAGCAAUUAUUGAGUACGAUGCCAUGGUCUGGAGGGACCAAGUUGUCGAUUUUAUGAAGGAAAUAGUGAAACAGCCCGCAGUUUUAGUUGGGAACAGCCUCGGAGGAUUUACCGCCUUGGUUUCAGCAGCAGGGUCGCCAGAGCAAGUUCGCGGAGUCGUAUUACUAAACUCCGCCGGGCAGUUCGGAGACACAAAUAAGUCGACAGAUGAGCCAGAAGAAGAAACAAGCUUUCAGAAAUUCCUCUUGAAGCCACUGAAAGAUUUUUUUCAGCGGAUCUUUCUUGGAGUUCUUUUCUGGCAAACUAAGCAACCAGCUAGAAUUGUUUCUGUUUUGAAGAGUGUGUACAUAAAUUCUGAAAAUGUGGAUGACUAUCUGGUAGAGUCUAUAUCAAGGCCAGCAGCCGACCCGAAUGCUAGAGAAGUUUAUUACAGAUUGAUGACGAGAUUCAUGUUCAAUCAAAGCAAAUAUACACUAAACAGUGUGCUGAGUGAGCUGUGUUGCCCAUUGUUGUUGCUGUGGGGUGACUUAGAUCCAUGGGUUGGACCUGCUAAGGCCAACAGAAUCAAAGAGUUCUAUCCCAACACAAGUGUUGUACAUUUGAAAGCAGGCCAUUGCCCACAUGAUGAAGUUCCAGAGCUUGUCAACUCAGCUUUGAUGGAUUGGCUGGCAACCCUGCAACAAGCUCAGCCAACACUCUGAAAAACUCUUCUCAAAAUUUUACUGUCACUUGUGAAUCUUCACUCCAUUUUGAGAUUUAUGUAUACUUUUCAAAUGAAAUUAAUUUUUAUUAAAUUUGAAA
Molecule: messenger RNA, 1480 nt
Organism: Cucurbita moschata (crookneck pumpkin)
Lineage: Eukaryota; Viridiplantae; Streptophyta; Magnoliopsida; Cucurbitales; Cucurbitaceae
Product: pheophytinase, chloroplastic-like
Exons: 7
Coding region: 262-1380 (372 amino acids)
Cellular component (GO): chloroplast
Molecular function (GO): catalytic activity
Source: RefSeq, a predicted model, not a curated record